GCCCAUCUAACCUCUUACGCAUUCCGUGUCCUAGCAGGAUUCGGAUUCAUUCCUCUUUAGAUAGAGUUGAUGCAGCUGCAAAACCCUAACGGUUACCACUACCAUUCCUUCUCUGCUACCGUAUCCGUUUCUUCUCUAACCUUCUCUCCGAUCGCUUCUUUGGAGAAUGCCGAAAGACGCAGAUCGGGCGAGCGAUCUCCCAGAGACCGCAUUCUGCAGUAGAUCCUCUCCCACCUCGCCACCGAAGCCGCCUUUCGAACCAGCCUUUUGUCGAGGGGAUGGGCCAACUUGUGGAAAGGAGGCGACACCAUCGACAUCCAAAAUCCCUCUUUCCACCUCGUAGCUCACGAAAUCCUUUCAUUACAUCCAUGAAUACGUCACCACUCUCCGGUUGGAAGGGUCCUUUUCUCCAACCUGCAGGCAAGAUCACCGAUUUCGGCUUCACAAAGCUGACUACUCUGGAAUUGCGGCGCUACAUCAUCAUGGCGGGGGAUCCCAGCGUUCUCAAUCCUUUCAAUGGCGGCCUUCCUUGUUUGACUGACUUGAUGCUGACCGAUUGCACCCACUACGAUUCCGAGCUGGCACUAGCAGUGUCGGUGCUCGAACUGCGGAACCUCGAAAUCAGGUGCGAGGAGAGGAAACAACUCAGGAUUUCUCGAGUGUUCGCUCCGAAGCUCGAGUCUUUCCACCUAAUGGGACUUGGAAGGCAUUAUUGUUGUUGCCAUAAUUAAUUUAUCAGGACUUGUUUUUUUUAUCAUUAUUCAAACAAUUAUAAAAAUUUUGACGUGUCUUGUGUAUAUGUAGGUGAGAAUAUUCAUGAAUAACUAGCACUAAUGUAAAUUAAUAUAAUUAAAGUCAUUAUCUAAUUUAUUAUAAUCAAUUAAUUAACCAUGUCUACCUACAACCUAUAGUAUAAGAUCAAAUUAACCAAUAGAUCAAAAUGGAGGCCCCUUAAUAUUCAGAAGCUCUAUACCGAACACACUCUCAUGGCCACCCUGAUAAUAAAACGAUGGACAUGAAAACAUUUUAUAUGAAAAGUAAAAAUGACACAAGAAAUAAAAAAUUCUCAAAAUAUUCAAAGAUAAAUAUAAUUUGUGUAG
Messenger RNA from Linum trigynum, 1100 nucleotides. Lineage: Eukaryota; Viridiplantae; Streptophyta; Magnoliopsida; Malpighiales; Linaceae. The record is from the annotation of a GenBank genome assembly.